AUGGAUAUCAAGAAGGCCUUUGAUCAUGUUAUUUUGGCCAAACUGAUAGAGGUCCUCAGAGAGGCUGGCGUAGAUGGAGAUCUUAUACGUUGGGUGGUCUCAUUUCUAUCUGAUUGGCGAGUCACCCUCGUGAUUGACGGACACGUUGGAAAGGAAGCAUCAAUAAGCUCUGGGUUACCUCAGGGCUCUCCGGUAUCACCAAUCCUGUUUGUUUUAUACGUUCAUGGGCUGUCCAGAGCCAUCGAGAGUAGGGUUCCAGAGGUUCGAGGCCUAUCCUUUGUGGACGACCAAGGCCUGAUAACAGCCGCAAGCUCUGUGAAGGAGACUUGUAGGACCCUAGAGAAAGCAGCUGAAGUGGCUAUCGAGUGGGGGGUAACCAAUGGGGUGCAAUUUGACUCUAAGAAGACCGAGGCUACCUUCUUUUAUAGACGACACAGACGUCAAGUGGCCGAAAACGUGUCCCAAGCUCGUAUCAGAGUUGGAGGUGAGUUGGCGACUGUCAAACCAACGAGCCAACGGACUACCCCCAGCGUUAGUAAGGCGCAUACAAAAGGCUACGGUGCAAGCCCAACUCCUUUAGAGUGCCGAGCUUUGGUAGCAAGGCCAGAAAAUAUGGGCACAGAGGUUCCAAGUUCUAAUCAAUAA
This is a messenger RNA of Talaromyces stipitatus ATCC 10500, 645 nucleotides long. RefSeq names its product reverse transcriptase, putative. The transcript has 2 exons. Lineage: Eukaryota; Fungi; Ascomycota; Eurotiomycetes; Eurotiales; Trichocomaceae. Bases 1 to 645 code for a protein of 214 amino acids. The record is from RefSeq and is a predicted model, not a curated record.